UCUCGCGUUGUUUGCGUUCAUAUUGUAUUAUGUUAAAUGUGCUUUUUCCACACAAUAAAUCAGUAUUCCCGUCAUCAUCAUCCAUCAGGGAGGUUGGCGCUUGUUAGCGGAUGAGAGGCGGAUCUAGCGAGGCUAGCGUGCCAAGCCUGCGGUGUUUGGAGGCUGUGUGGCCGGACUGUAUGCUCCUUCUUCUGCGUCAUCCCAACCGCUGACGCCGCUUCUUCUCCCCGACCACCAUCAUGGCGACUCCCGCCGCCGUCAAUCCGUCGGAGAUGGCCAAUGAGCUGCCUGGGACAGUCGCGAUGCCGGGGGCAGUUGGAUCGGGUCCGGUAAGGAUGGGAAGUGCCGUGCCAGGCCGAGGAGGCAAGAGAAGAUCAGGAGGAAUGGACUUUGAUGAUGAGGACGGAGAGGGACCAAGCAAAUUUUCAAGGUAUGAUGAUGAUCAGAUACCUGGUGGGGAUAAGGAAAGAUACGCCAGAGAAAACCACAGUGAGAUUGAACGACGCCGACGCAAUAAAAUGACCCAGUACAUCACCGAGCUGUCAGACAUGGUCCCGACCUGCAGUGCACUGGCCCGUAAACCUGACAAGUUGACCAUUCUGCGCAUGGCAGUGUCCCAUAUGAAAUCAAUGCGGGGCACUGGAAACACGUCUACUGAUGGAGCCUACAAGCCUUCCUUUCUCACUGAACAGGAGUUGAAGCAUCUGAUCUUGGAGGCUGCUGACGGUUUCCUGUUUGUUGUGGCGGCAGAGACGGGACGCGUGAUCUACGUCUCUGACUCAGUGACACCCGUGUUGAACCACCCCCAGUCUGAGUGGUUUGGAAGCACUCUGUAUGAACAGGUCCAUCCAGACGAUGUCGACAAGCUAAGGGAACAACUCAGCACCUCAGAAAACUCCAUGACAGGACGGAUUCUUGAUCUUAAGACAGGAACCGUGAAGAAGGAGGGGCAACAGUCCUCCAUGAGAAUGUGCAUGGGCUCCCGGCGCUCCUUCAUCUGCCGCAUGAGGUGUGGCAGUGCUCCACUGGAUCACAUCUCACUAAACCGUCUGUCUAAUAUGAGGAAGCGAUACAGGAAUGGCCUCGGACCGUCGAAGGAAGGAGAGGCUCAGUACUCUGUGGUUCAUUGCACUGGCUAUAUCAAAGCAUGGCCCCCUGCAGGUAUGACAGUACCUGAUGAAGACACAGAAGCAGGCCAGACUGGGAAGUACUGCCUCGUGGCAAUUGGAAGACUGCAGGUGACGAGCUCUCCAGUCUCCAUGGAUAUGAACGGACUCACCGUACCCACAGAGUUCUUGUCACGCCACAACUCCGAUGGCGUUGUCACUUUUGUCGACCCGCGCUGCAUCAACGUCAUUGGCUAUCAGCCUCAGGACCUGUUGGGGAAAGACAUUCUGGAGUUUUGCCAUCCCGAGGACCAGAGUCACCUGAGAGAAAGUUUUCAACAGGUGGUGAAGCUAAAGGGUCAAGUUCUGUCGGUGAUGUACCGUUUCCGCAUGAAAAACAGGGAGUGGAUGCUGAUCCGUACCAGCAGCUUUACCUUCCAGAACCCCUACUCUGAUGAGAUAGAGUAUAUCAUCUGCACCAACACAAAUGUCAAACAGCUUCAGCAGCAGCAAGCAGAGCUGGAAGUUCACCAGAGAGAUGGACUGACUGCCUAUGAUCUUUCCCAGGUUCCUGUGGCCAAUGUGAGCAGCGGCGUCCAUGAAGCUGGGAAGAACAUUGAUAAGUCAGAAGCUCUUUUCUCCCAGGAGAGAGACCCACGCUUUGCUGAAAUGUACACCAACAUCUCUGGUUCGGGAGAUAAGAAGAUGAUGGUUCCCUCCUCUACAGCAGGUGGACAGCAGCUCUACUCCCAGAGCUCUCCAUUCCAGCAGGGACACACUGGCAAAACCUUUAGUUCCUCUGUGAUCCAUGUCCCAGGUGUAAACGACAUCCAAGCAUCAAGUUCAUCCAAUCAAAACCUUGCUCAGAUCUCAAGACAACUGAACUCGGGCCAGGUGUCUUGGUCAGGCAACCGACCCCCCUUCUCUGGACAGUCCAGUAAAGCCCAGUCCAGUCCAUUUGGUAUCGGUACGGGCCACAGCUACCAGACCGAUGCAGCCUCUUACAGUCCGCUCUCAUCUCCAGCGACCUCCUCUCCGAGCGGCAACGCCUACUCAGGACUGACAAACCGCAGCACAGCUUUUGACGUGUCAGGAGAGAGCAGCCAGACUGGAGCUCAGUUUCAGGGUCGACCCAGUGAAGUCUGGUCCCAGUGGCAGAACCAGCAUCACUCCCAACAGCCUGGGGAGCAGCACACACACCCCAACCCCAGCCAGACUGAAGUCUUCCAGGACAUGCUACCUAUGGCUGGAGAUCCCACCCAGGGAACGGCCAACUACAACAUUGAGGACUUUGCCGACCUCGGCAUGUUCCCGCCCUUCUCCGAGUAAAAGCCCGCCGUCGCUCUUCCUCCUCCUCACUGCAGGAAGCAGACUGGCGUUUGCAUCCAUCAUGUGGCAUUUUUCUUUGGCUUGGAGGCCACCAGCUCACAUCUGAAUGUCGGCUUGAACCCAUCCAGCAUGCACACGACAAUACGCUUGUGUCAACAUACCUCAUCACUGAAAGACGAGUCAGAUGGACGCUACCUCAGUCAACGUGCAACACCUUGUCCCCCACCCUCAUGGACGCCACCUGGAAUACUGGUGUCAGUACUUUCCAAUAAGUACACUGUGUACUUAGUUCCUGAGUGUGUAGUGCUGUCCCAAAUCCAUUACUCUACCCGCUUCCUCCUCUUCGCUCCUUUUCAAUGCUGAAUUGCAACCACUUCAGUUAGCCCCUCCCCUUCCGCUACAUUGCCAACGUGGCGACUACUGAGGGUGGCAAGUGUCCAUCAGUGUAAGUACACAAGUGCGCCAAUCGAGACACAGAAAAUGUCUUAACAUCUUAAAAUCUGCAGAGACGGGAGACACUUAGUCCACUUUUACCAGAGGAGGUCGCUCAUCUCACGGUACUUUCACACUUUUACGUCUCCUACAAAGGGGGGAAACAAAGCAAACAAAGCUGCGUAACCAGUAAUUCCUUUUUUUAAUUGUCCCUCGGCAUAUUUUUUGGAAUUAAAUUGAAUGUGGCAUGCAUCAGAUUGUCGCCAAGUUUAAAGCUACACUGAAAAGAAAACAGAAAAUAUUGUUAUUUGCUGUGUAGAAAAAAAAACAAAACAAAAAAAAAACAUGCACACAAAAAAUGUACGUGAUAUAUAUAUAAAAAUAUAUCUAUAACUUGUAUUCAUCAGGAACUAUCUGUAAAUUACGACGGAGUAUGAGGGCCACAUUGGAAAAAAAAAACUAACAUGAGAUGUCGAGGAUAAUGUCUUAAAUUUACGAGAAAAAAGUUGUACAUUUAAGAGAAAAAAAAGUCUGAAAUUUGUGAGGAAAAAAAUGUCUUUAGUUUAAAUUGACCCGACUAAAGUCUUACUAUGAUGUGUCAUAUGAGUCAGACAGAAAACGGAGCAUAGCUCUUCAGGAAGGAAGGAAAACUUCUCCAUAAAAGUUACAAAUGUAUUGGCCGUUCAUUUAGUUUCAUUGUUCCUGCAAAUAUAUUUGGCCCUCAAUGGAUUGAAAAAGGUAAAGAAUAAUCAGCAUUACAAAACAGACGUCAAACUAAUAGAACAUAAAUAAGACAAAAUGAAAAAAAUAAAAAUGUAUUUUGGAAUUCAUAAAAUAUAAAAAUGUUGAAACGAAAAAACUAAGAAUAGAGAUAUGAAUAGAGAUGAAUAGUACGA
This is a messenger RNA of Dunckerocampus dactyliophorus (ringed pipefish), 3763 nucleotides long. RefSeq names its product aryl-hydrocarbon receptor nuclear translocator 2 (gene arnt2). Gene Ontology annotation, cellular component: aryl hydrocarbon receptor complex; transcription regulator complex; nucleus. The record is from RefSeq and is a predicted model, not a curated record. Gene Ontology annotation, molecular function: DNA-binding transcription factor activity, RNA polymerase II-specific; protein dimerization activity; RNA polymerase II cis-regulatory region sequence-specific DNA binding. The transcript has 20 exons. Gene Ontology annotation, biological process: regulation of transcription by RNA polymerase II. The coding region runs from base 240 to 2435 and encodes 731 amino acids. NCBI's taxonomy places the organism in Eukaryota, Metazoa, Chordata, Actinopteri, Syngnathiformes, Syngnathidae.